AUGUCUACGAUUACUUCUACCUUGGGCGGUAAUCCCAUACUCAAAGGCAUACACGCCGUCGAGCCCUCUCGCUCUCGAUCCUUUUCUGUCGCAGGCGGCGAGUGCACUUGCAACGACCUUCCACCUCCCAACGAGAAGCGUCAAACUGUGAUCCUCGAAGGUGGACUGCCUAACUUUUGCAUUCCCAAGGACAAGGAUAAGCACGACCGCUCCCACUAUCGGGGUGUCUUGCAGCAGCGACUGAGACUCAAGAAUGAGGUCAUUCUCUUCCUGUGCGAAUACGUGGGGACGACCCUCUUCCUCUUCUUUGCUUUUGCCAUUGCGACACAAGCUAGCGAUCGGAUCGGGGCCGUGAAGAAAGCACACCCCAGUGGUCCGCCUGAUACGAGCGCCCUGCAAUUCUCAUCCCUGGGCUUUGGCUUCUCCUUGGCCGUGUUUGCCUGGGUCUUCUUCAGAGUCACUGGCUCCCUCUUCAAUCCUGCGCUGACUCUAGGUCUGACUUUGCUGGGCAACCUCUCCUGGAUCUCAGGCAUCGUCCUCACAAUCUCUCAAUUCCUAGGAGGGAUAACAGCCGCCGCUAUGCAGAAUGCCCUCUUCCCUGGAGAGCCGAACAUGAGAACGACGCUGAGUGGUGGCACGACUGUCAACCAGGGUUUCUGGAUUGAAUUCUUCUCCACCUUCAUGCUCGUAUUCACCGUCUAUAUGCUGGCAGGAGAGAAGCACAAGGCCACCUACCUUGCCCCUAUCGGUAUCGGCCUGGCGCUCUUCCUAGGCGAGCUCGCUGCAACAGGCUACACGGGAGGCUCCCUCAAUCCAGCUCGCUCUCUGGGACCCGACGUCAUUGCCAGGCACUUCGAUGGCUUUGCCUGGAUCUACUAUGCGGCACCUUACAGCGCUGUCCUCGUCGCUACUGGCUUCUUCAAGUCGCUGCGAUGGCUGCAGUACUAUACUGUCGUGCCGGACCAGGACGAUGACGAUAGUCACGGCACUAAGCAGGUCAUCAGAGACGCUUUUGGCUCCAUCAUCGGAAGCAUCGAGCAGAUUCCCGCCGAGGACUUCAAGUACGCCACUGUAGACGUCGAGCAGCCUGCUGCGCCCACUACUGUCUUCCGACCCGUCUCGCAGACAUAUGAGCAGGAAGGGCAAAACACCGAGGAGGUGGUCGAUGGUAAUGAGUCAGGACCUCUGGGUCGCGUUGAUCGCUUUGCUCAUCCUCACCAGCAGCAGCCGUCUGGCCAUCAUUACGUUGGAGAUGAUGUAUACGUGAUCAGCGGUCGUGGUCGUUACGCGACUGCUAUGUGA
Microstroma glucosiphilum is the source of this 1302-nucleotide messenger RNA. Its product is annotated as aquaporin-like protein. Gene Ontology annotation, molecular function: water channel activity. Gene Ontology annotation, biological process: transmembrane transport. The transcript is spliced from 3 exons. Gene Ontology annotation, cellular component: plasma membrane. The record is from RefSeq and is a predicted model, not a curated record. Lineage: Eukaryota; Fungi; Basidiomycota; Exobasidiomycetes; Microstromatales; Microstromataceae. The coding region runs from base 1 to 1302 and encodes 433 amino acids.